Tachyglossus aculeatus (Australian echidna) is the source of this 1341-nucleotide messenger RNA. It is a transcript of the gene ABI3, whose product is annotated as ABI family member 3. Gene Ontology annotation, cellular component: lamellipodium. The record is from RefSeq and is a predicted model, not a curated record. Gene Ontology annotation, molecular function: SH3 domain binding. Lineage: Eukaryota; Metazoa; Chordata; Mammalia; Monotremata; Tachyglossidae. Gene Ontology annotation, biological process: regulation of cell migration. Bases 1 to 1161 code for a protein of 386 amino acids. The transcript has 8 exons.
AUGGCUGAACUACAGCGGCUCAGGGAGCAGGAGAUCCCUGCUGCUCGGAAGGCCCUGAAGGACAACGAAAGCAGCCUCCAUAAAGUGGCUGACUACUGUGAGGAUAACUACCUCCAGGCGCAGGACAAGAGGAAGGCGCUGGAGGAGACCAUGGCCUUCACCACUCAAUCCCUGGCCAGCGUGGCCUACCAGAUAAGCCACCUGGCCGGACAACUUCUGCGCCUGCUGGACCUGCAGACCACCGGGCUUCGCCAGGUGGAGGCUGAAGUCUGCACCCUCUCCCAGACGGUGGGCAUGCACAUAGAGAAGGUCGCCCGCCGGGACAUAGGCACUUUGGCCGCCGUGCAGAGACCGGCAUCGCACAAGAAAAUCGCUUCCCCAGAAACCUUGCCCACCCGGGGGCCCUACUACCGGAAACCCAUCAACUUCGGCAGCCUGGACCACGUUGGACACGGGAUCAAGGAUCUGAGCACUCGGCUGUCCCGGACGGGAACUCUGUCUCGCAAAAGUGGCAAGGCCGGAGCAGCCCCCGGCUCAGGCACUCUGGGGCGGGCGGCCCGGGUCCCUGAGCCGGUCCAGUUGCCCAUCGUGCCCGAGGGGAAGCUCUCAGCCACCUCCUCUCCCUCCUCACUGACCUCUGGCAGCAGCAUCGAGGGAGCCUGCAGUGGUCACUCGGCCAAAGGGUUUACUGACCCUCCGCCCCCACCUUUCGUGCCCCCGGCUCGUCCCUCUGACUGCAACUCUCUGCCACCUCCGGUCCCAGAGGUCUUGGAGCAGCUCCCCUUGCCUCCACCCCCUCCCCCACUGGGAGACCCCUCCUCACUCAACCCAGCAGAGUUCAUCCCUCCCCCGCCUCCGCCGCUGCCAGAGCUGGUUGUCCCUCUUCCUCUGGACCUGCUGCCCCCUCCUGAGCCGGAGAUCCUAGACCUGCCACCCCCUCCACCCCCCAGCUUCGGCCCCGAAGAAACGGCCUGGGAGCCAGACCACUAUCUGGAGAAAGUGGUGACGCUGUACCCCUACACCCGGCAGAAGGACAACGAGCUCUCAUUUGACCCCGGGACCAUCAUCUGUGUCACCCGCCGCUACUCUGAUGGCUGGUGUGAGGGGGUCACUGCCGAGGCUGCUGGCUUCUUCCCGGGGAACUACGUGGAGCCUUACUGAGUGCCCCCCAUCUGCCCCUCCUACUCCCCUCAGCACCCCACCCCUCUGAAGACCCCCAGAGCUCACGCCCUUACUCAGGGGCUCUCCUCCACUCUGCCCUUCUGCCCUCCAUGUAACUGCAGGUUAGAGAACGGGUCUGUUUGUUGUUGUAUUGUCCUCUCCAGUGCUCAAUAAAUACAA